Molecule: messenger RNA, 786 nt
Organism: Rotaria socialis
Lineage: Eukaryota; Metazoa; Rotifera; Eurotatoria; Philodinida; Philodinidae
Source: the annotation of a GenBank genome assembly
AUGGAUUUAAAUCAAUCGACCGGCGCUAAAAUGCCGAGUCAAGAACAUAUUAAUCUGAUCAAUAAAUUAAAUGAUGCAAAAAUUCCACGACAAAGUCAACUGAUUGCAAAUCGGUUAUUUAUGAAAAAUUUUCCUCGUGAAACGACUAGUGCUGAAAUUGAAAACUGUUUUCAAUCAUUUGGUGCUGUACACGAUGUGAAAAUUAUUGCUAAAGAAAAUACACAUUUUGCAUUUAUUUCAUUUGUGAACGAAAAUACUGCCUUAGACGUACUUCGUCAACAUGCAAUUGCACCACUCACAUUUCUAAACCGUCCAAUUGUUCUUGCACCUGCUUUCAAAAAACCGAAUGUUCUUUCAGUAACAAGUCCUACGUCCUAUUAUUCAUCGAAUGGUCCGGCAAUGACACCACCAGCAACACCUUCACGAACAGCAUCGAAUGGAAUAUCUCAACAACCAUCCACACCCUAUCAACAACAUCUAUCAGCACAUCAUGGUGUUUAUCCACCGAUCUUUGUUCCAGUACAAGCAAAUAUGCCAUUUGUUCCCAUGACUGGCACUUACAUAUUACCUCAAGGCCCAACGACACCGCAUCAUCCGCAAUUACCACCGUCUUUUUAUCCAACAUUCUAUGCUCAGAGUCCAACCCAUCAUCCAAAUGGACCAUUAAUCAAUGGACAUGCGUAUGUUCCAUCUCCGUAUCUUUAUUCGAUGGGACCACCACCGGUUCCAGCACAGUAUCAAGCCAUGUCAGCCAUGAAUGAUAUAUCCAUGACAAGCGAAUAUUGA